Molecule: messenger RNA, 15306 nt
Organism: Mobula hypostoma (lesser devil ray)
Lineage: Eukaryota; Metazoa; Chordata; Chondrichthyes; Myliobatiformes; Myliobatidae
Gene: sbk1
Product: SH3 domain binding kinase 1
Exons: 4
Coding region: 282-1463 (393 amino acids)
Biological process (GO): peptidyl-threonine phosphorylation; peptidyl-serine phosphorylation
Molecular function (GO): ATP binding; protein serine/threonine kinase activity
Source: RefSeq, a predicted model, not a curated record
CGGCGUCAGUCCUGCAGCAAACAAGGAGGGCAGAGCGUGAAGCCCAUCCCGGAGAGACAGGCAGCGGGCAGAGAGGAGACGGAGCGGGGACAAAGGAACACGACUGGGACCCUGGCGGUUGCUGAGGAGGCGAGGGGUGUACGGUCACUCUUGCAGCCGCGGUCCGCCCCAGGGAGGCACCCCCACACUUCCAACUGGGCAACAGACAGGAGAGGCUGGACGCGCCGCGGGAGCGGGAGCAUGUGGAGGAGGCUCGGGUGUCCAGGAGCUGCAGUGCUAGGAUGAAUGUUUGUGGGACCGAGCAGGAACCAACCCGGAGCUCGCACAGCAUGGUGGGCGUAACCGACGACACGCAGGGUUUGACCGUGCGGAGCCUGCUGACCUCGGACAUCCACAAACACUACGAUUUCAUUCGAGAGCUGGGAAAGGGGACGUAUGGCAAGGUGGAACUCGUGAUUCAUAGAGUCGCAGGAAUGAAAAUGGCUUUAAAGUUUUUGAAUAAAAGUAAAACGAAGCAGAAGAAUUUCCUGAGAGAGUAUAGUGUCACCAACAACCUCUCCUCCAACCCUUUCAUCAUCAAGGUCUUUGACGUUAUCUUUGAGACAGAAGACUGCUACGUGUUUGGCCAGGAGUAUGCACCAGGAGGUGACUUGUUUGACAUCAUUCCUCCUCAGGUGGGCCUGCCUGAAGAAACGGUGAAGCGCUGUGUUCAGCAGUUGGGAUUGGCCAUUGAUUACAUGCAUAGCAAAAACCUGGUCCACAGGGACAUCAAGCCAGAGAAUGUGCUCCUGUUUGACAAAGAGUGUCGACGGGUCAAGCUGUCUGACUUUGGGAUGACUCGCAAGGUAGGGUGCAGAGUGAAGCGUAUCAGUGGUACCAUCCCCUACACUGCUCCCGAGGUCUGCCAGGCCAACAGGACUGAGGGCUUUCUGGUGGAUUGCAGUAUUGACAUCUGGGCCUUUGGUGUCCUGAUCUUCUGCAUGCUGACUGGAAACUUCCCCUGGGAGGCUGCCAUGCCAUCUGACAUGUUCUAUGAGGAAUUUGUGCGGUGGCAAAGAGGUCGUCUGAAUGGGUUUCCUUCACAGUGGAAAAGGUUCACAGACGAGGCCCUCCAGAUGUUUGAAAGGUUGCUGGCUGUCAAUCCUGACAAAAGAUGCUCUGUUAAGGAAGUCUUUUAUUUCCUGAAAUGUGACUUGAUGGUGGAAUUGAGGAGAAGGGCUUCUUAUCGAUGUAGAACCCACUCCUCUGAUAAAUCAGCUGUGCCGGCACACAGACGUGAGGGAUCGGCUCCCAACAUGCCCACACCUUUGAGAAGAAACCUCCUGUCAGAAGCACCAGGAUCCAGGUUUGCAUCCACAUCAACUGAGUUGAGUUUGCAAACAUCUGGGAGCAGGAUGGACGGAAGACAGGACAAGAGCAAAGGCCGAAUGAUUGGUGCAACUGCAAUUGAAAUCUGUGUUUAAUCCCCUGAUCCACUAGUAGGUGUUGCACUGGUAAAGAGAAAUAGUCUGCGAAUACUUUCAGUCCUCGGAUGCUGCUGGGUCCUUCUUCAAAGACACCUGAAACUAGUAAUAUGUGGAAACAAUCCAGGAGGAUUCAUUUGAGAUGUGUCUUAUGUAGAAGGCCUCAUAGCCCUAGCUUUACAGUCUGCUUCAGAGGUGCAAUCUACUUUUGGACAGAGCGUGGCAGAGCGCUGGAGGUGGGGUUGAAAAACUAGACCUCAAUCAAACAAACAUCUGAUCACUGGGACCAAUAUUUAAACUCAGUUCACAGAUUAAAAAUGCAGGGUUUUGGCUCUGAGGGUCCAACUUCAGAGGUACUGGUACCAUUCUGGCCCAGCCACUGCUUAAUCUUGAGCCUGCAGCGUAAAGUGGUCCCUGCCUUAUGCUACCGGCUGUUCUUCAGAUUCAUCUCGUGAGGCAAAUUGACUAUGAAGGGAAUUACAGCCGAGUCCAGUCCCUGACACAAAUGUGCAUGGUCUUCUUAGAUGGUUGACAGUGAGUAGGAGAGAGGAGGUCCGUCACACAGCAGUCAAGUGAAGCCAACUGGUCAGUGGCUCACUGCUUUCCCUAGGUGAAGCUCUUUAGGAAUGGUUUAAAGCAUGGUGUGUUACUGAUUACCUUGAACAUCAUUUUCAAAGAUGUACAAAGUAUUAACAUACUUCAAAUAUGCCAUUUGAUUCGACUGCCCCAAUCUUCAUCUCCCUCUUAGACCAUAUCACUUUUUCUUUCUCAUGUCCUUAAUUGUUUAAAUUGUUUUGCCCUAUAACUGGCACCGUUGUAUGGCAAACCCACUCUCUGGAGCAGUGCGGUCCAUAUCUCACUACCCUCUGGACAAGUAUUUUACUUCAGAGAUUUUUGUUGGAUUUACUAGUCAUUACCUGAUGUUCACAGUUGCCUGUUCUGGUCCUAGCAUUUUCCUUUGAUUGUUUUAAAGACUGAUGGCUCUAAGAUAGGUGGUGUAGUGGACAGUGAGGAAGGUUAUCAAGAAUUACAGGGGAAUCCUGUACAGCUACUCUAGGUAGGUGGGCCAAGGAAUGGCAGAUGCAGUUUAAUUCAGAUAAGAGCGAGAUGUUACAUUUUGGAAAGUCAAAUUAAGGUAGGACUCUCUGUGAAUGGAAGAACCCUGGGCAGUAUGGCAGUAGGAGAGGCUUUAGAAAAUAAGUACAUGGCUUUCUGAAAGUGGAUUCACAGAUAGGGUGGUGAAGAAGGCUUUCAGCCACUUUAUUUCAUGGUCUUCAAUCUUGAAAACAAACUGAUUAAACACCAUCUUAUCAUACGGCUCUUUGGAUGUCCACAUACAUCGUAUCAUAACACUUCCCUCAUGGACAGAUAGAUAGAUAGAUAUACUUUAUUGAUCCCGAGGGAUCAAUAUGGACUCUCUCCAUAUACCCUUUUAUGAAAGAGGAGGUGGUGUUUGCAGUUUUCCAGUCCUUGGAAAAAUAUGCAAUCCAAAAUUCUGCUAUUUUCUACUUCACAUCCCUCAGUAACCUAGUUUACAUUCAAUUUGGUCCAAGUUCUUUGUUGGCAUUUCUAGAGCCUCUUUGGCUAUCCUGCAUUUCAAACUACAUUGAGUCUUUUGUGGUAAGAGAGGAGAGGAAGUUGCAUUAUUAAGGAGAACAUAAUUUCAGAGGAUAUUCAGGAGGAAGUGUCCAAUGAGAAUAUAUGGUUAGAGCUGAGAAAGUGGUGGUCACAUUAAUGGGAUUGUAUAAUAGGUCCCUGACAGCGAGAAUAAAGGGAGUAAAUAUGUAGGGAGGUUGCAGACUGGUGUAGGAAUAGAAGAAAGAAGAAAGCCCUUAACUCUGAGUGGAGUCAUUGGGAUGCCAUCAAUACGGCGUUUUUUUUAGCAGGCUUUCUUGUUUUUAUGAGGCUGAGUUGCUAGCUCGACGCUCAACCCAGCAUGGAUAGAAAGCGUGCAAGGGAGCCGGCUGGAUUCGAGCUCGGGAGCCUUCGCUCCGAAGUCCGGCGCUGAUGCCACUACGCCACCAGCUGGCCAGGUGUAGGAAUAAUAGGGGUUAAAUAGUAGGUAAUCUCUGAUAUUGAUGGGGAUUGUCAUAGUGCUAGGCAGAAUGCAAGUGUGUUGAGGAACAUUUUCCAAAGCAGUGCAUAGAUGGCUUGACAGAGAAGAGGCUACACUCAAUCUCACCUCAGGAAAAUAGUCUGGGCCAGUGGCUGAUGUGUCAGUGGAGGAGCACUUUAGAACAGUGACCAUGAUUCUCUCAGCUUUACAAUAGCUAAGAGAAAAGAUAGAACUGGUCUACAAGUCAGAUGUCCCAUGUUGCGGAGAGGCUAAUUUUGCUUUCAUUGGACAGGAGUUUCAAAGGUUGACUGGGAGGUGCUGUUAGCAGGUGAAGGGAUAUCUGGCAAGUGGGGGACUUCUAAAAGUGGAAUAGGAAGUGUUCAGGGACAAACAUGUCUGUAUAAUGAGUGAAGGGCAAGGUUGGCAGGAUUAAGGAACCCUGGCUGAGGAGAGAUACGGAGGCUUUGGUCAGGAAAAUAGAGGCAUAUGUUAUGUACGGGUAGCUAGAACAAGCGAGUGCCUUCAGGUGCAUAAUUGAGUACACUUAGAAAGAAAAAAAGGACAUGAGCUAUCCCUGGCAGAUGAGGUAGUGCAGAAUCUUAGAUCAUCUUGGUGGUAAGAGAAGGAAGGUAGUGGUGGAGAAGUGUCUUUCAGAUCAGUGGCCUUGGGCCAGUGGUGUGCCACUGUUGUUGCCAUGUACAUUCAUGACUUGGAUCAGAAUGGAGGUGGCAUGAUAUAUCAGUUUACAGACAACAACAACAUUCCUGGUAUGGUGGACAGUAAAGAACCUUGUCUUAGGUUACGACAGGAUAUUGAUCACUGGGAAAUUGGGCAAAGGAAUAGCAAAUGGAACUUCGCUUGCACAGGUUUGAAGUGAUGCACUUGUGGAGGGUAAACCUGGAAAUGACAUGCACAGCCAGUGGCGGGGGCUUAUUGUGCUUCAGAAUGGAGAGAUGCAGGAGGACAAGCACAUAGCUCCCUGAAAGUGGCAACACAGGUACUGAGGAAGACAUACGGCAUGCUUGCUUUCAUAGACAACAUUGUACAACAGUUGGGACGUUACGCUGCAGUUCUACAAAACACUGGUGAGACUGCAUGGAGAAUCGCGUGCAGUUCAGGCUGCCACACUGUAGACAGGAAGUGGAUAAGGUACAGAGGAUUCACAGAGGUGUUGCUGCAGCUGGAGGGUUUGAGCAUUAAGGAGAGACUGGAUAGGCUGAGACUGUUAUCUUGGAGUAAAGGAAGCUGACUGGUGACCUUGUAGAGAUUUAUAAAACUGAGAGGUGGAGAUAUGGUAGUUGGUCACAAUCUUUUUUCCCAGGACAGGGAAGUCUUUUAUAUAAAAAAAAAGAAGAGUGAGCAUAGGUUUAAGAUGGAGGAGGGGGAACAUUUAAAGUAGUCUAGGAGUAAGUUUUGCACACAGGGGUGGGUUACAGUGGGUUCUGUAACACACACAAAAUGCUGGAGGAGCUCAGCAGGCCAGACAGCAUCUAUGGAAAAGAGUACAGUUCCAGCAUCUGCCGAUUUUCUCUUGGUGGGGUCUGUACUUUGGAUGAGCUACCAAAGGAAGAGAUAAGAGGUUGAUAUGAAAAGAAAAAAAAAAUUGGACAGGCACAUGGCUAGGGAAGAUUCAGAGAGAUGUGGGCCAAAUGCAGGCAAACAGGAUUAGUUUAAAUAAAUAUCAUGGUCAGCAUGGACAAGAUGGGCUGGAAGGCCUGUUUUGUGCUUGAUACUGUAUGAAUCUCAGUGUACUGCUGAACUUGGCAAACAGGGGAUACAAGUUGUCUUUUGUAUUGGUGAUAGCAAUCAGGCCUUCAACAGGGAGGGUGAAAUCUCUAAGGUAGGAGCCGGUGAUGGACAGGGUGAUGUAGGUGUAGUUGAAAAUGUGGAUACACAAAGUUGAGAAAGUUCUCAACUAUUUUUAAUGUCCUGUAGUAGGAACCAUGAGAAUGUAAAUGUGAGGCAUCAACUUGAAGAAAAAUGGCUUUUGAGGGACAUUUCUGUGGAACAGGAUUAACCUACAUUUGGAAAGCCAGGAUAAGAUCAAACAGGCGCUGGAUACUGACAACAUGUCUCCCAAUCCCCACCCUCCCAAAGACAGAUGCUCUGAUAAUGAAAUGAAGUUUCCAGCCUGCUCACAUAUCCCAUUUCAAGGGAAAACUCCCCCAGUUAUAAUGUUGUUACUGAUGCUGCUUAAUUGGGGAAUGAGUCACUAAUUUUCUGUCUCUUUUCCUACCCUGUUCUGGAUGUGUCCCUUCUGCUGGGUACCAGCACAGCAUUAUGUUGUGUGAAUGGGUAGGUGCUUGGUAGUCGAAAAAUGACAUUGACCCCGUCUGACAUAAAGGCAAAAGAGCAAGCUGAGAUGGACAGAAAGUGGGGUGAAGGACGAUGCCGGGUAAAGGUGGACAUCAUGUUGCCCAAACUUCAGGUACAUUUCUAUGUUUAAGUCCAGUCCUGUAAGCUUAACUUUAGAAUUUGCAGAGUAUUGUGUGCAGUCUGAUCACAUACCUACAGGAAAGAUAUCAAUAACAUUGAAAGAGUACGUGGAAAAUUUACAAGGAUGUUGGUGGAUCUUGAGUACCUGACCUGUAGGGAAAGGUUGAACAGGUUGGCACUUUAUUCCCAAGAGUGUAGGAGAAUGAGGGGAGAUUUGAUAGAGGUGUACAGAAUUGAGGGCUAUAGAUAGGGUAAAUGCAAGCAACUUUUUUCCACUGAGGUUGGGUGAGACUAGAACUAGAGGUCAUAGCUUAAGGGUAAACAGUAAAAUAUUUAAGGGGAAGGGAAACAUCUUCAUUCCGGAGUGGUGAGAUGUGAAACAAGCUGCCAAUGGAUGUGGUGGAUACAGAUUAAUUUCAACAUUUAAGAGAAAUUUGUAUAAGUAUUUGGAUGAAAAGGGUAUGGAGGGCCAUGGUCCGGGUGCAGAUUAAUGGCACCAGGCAGAAUAAGAGUUUGGCACAGAUGGGCCAAAGGGCCUGCUUUUGUGCUGUGCUGUUCUUGAUUCUAUGAAAUAACCAUAUAACAAUUACAGCACAGAAACAGGCCAUCUCGGCCCUUCCAGUCCGUGCCAAACUCUUACUCUCACCUAGUCCCACCGACCUGCACUCAGCCCAUAACCCUCUAUUCCUUUCCUGUCCAUAUAGCUGUCCAAUUUAACUUUAAAUGACAUCGAACCUGCCUCAACCACUUCUGCUGGAAGUUUGUUCCACACAGCUACCACUCUCUGAGUAAAGGAAGUUCCUCCUCAUGUUACCCCUAAACUUUUGCCCUUUAACUCUCAACUCAUGUCCUCUUGUUUGAAUCCCCCCCCUACUCUCAAUGGAAAAAGCCUAUCCACGUCAACUCUAUCUAUCCCCCUCAUAAUUUUAAAUACCUUUAUCAAGUCCCCCCCCCAACCUUCUACACUCCAAAGAAUAAAGACCUAACUUGCUCAACCUUUCUCUGUAACUUAGGAGAUGAAAUCCAGGCAACAUUUUAGUAAAUCUCCUCUGUACUCUCUCAAUUUUAUUGACAUCUUUCCUAUAAUUCGGUGACCAGAACUGUACACAAUACUCCAGAUUUGGCCUCACCAAUGCCUUAUACAAUUUCAACAUUACAUCCCAACUCUUAAACUCAAUGCUCUCAUUAAUAAAGGCCAGCAAACCAAAAGCUUUCUUCACCACCCUAUCCACAUGAGAUUCCACCUUCAGGGAACUAUGCACCAUUAUUCCUAGAUCCCUCUGUUCUACUGCAUUCUUCAAUGCCCUACCAUUUACCACGUAUGUCCUAUUUUGAUUAGUCCUACCAAAAUGUAGCACCUCACAUUUUUCAGCAUUAAACUCCAUCUGCCACCUUUCAGCCCACUCUUCUAACUGGCCUAAAUCUCUCUGCAAGCUUUGAAAACCUACUUCAUUAUCCACAACGCCACCUAUCUUAGUAUCAUCUGCAUACUUACUCAUCCAAUUUACCACCCCAUCAUCCAGAUCAUUAAUAUAUAUGACAAAACAACAUCGGACCCCGUACAGAUUCCUGAGGCACACCACUAGUCACCGGCCUCCCAUCUGACAAACAGUUAUCCACCACUACUCUCUGGCUUCUCCCAUCCAGCCACUGCUGAAUCCAUUUUUACUACUUCGAUAUUAAUGUCUAAUGAUUGAACCUUCCUAACUAACCUUCUGUGUGGAACCUUGUCAAAGGCCUUACUGAAGUCCAUGUAGACAACAUCCACCACUUUACCCUCGUCAACUUUCCUAGUAACCUCAUCAAAAAAUUCAAUAAGAUUUGUCAAACAUGACCUUCCACACACAAAUCCAUGUUGACUGUUCCUAAUCAGACCCUGUCUAUCCAGAUAAUUAUAUAUACCAUCUCUAAGAACACUUUCCAUCAAUUUACCCACCACUGACGUCAAACUCACAGGCCGAUAAUUGCUAGGUUUACUCUUAGAACCCUUUUUAAACAAUUGAACAACAUGAGCAAUAUGCCAAUCCUGCGGCACCAUCCCUGUUUCUAAUGACGUUUGAAAUAUUUCUGUCAGAGUCCCUGCUAUUUCCACACUAACUUCCCUCGAGGUCCUAGGGAUUAUCUUGUCCGGACCCGGAGACUUAUCCACUUUUAUAUUCCUUAAAAGCGCCAGUACUUCCUUUUCUUUAAUCAUCAUACUUCCCAUAACUACCCUCCUUGCUUCCUUUACCUAUUACAUAUAGCCCAGUAAAUAUAGUGUUCAUCGAUAUGCCUCACUCGUGUUCAGAGUGUUACAUUUGUAAGGUUUAUAUUUGUUAUUAAUUCUUAGAGUUAAUCACACCAGUAUUUCAAUAAUAUGCAGCAGUGGGUUUAUGGAAAUUGUUUUCCGUAUCCACUCGAUAUGUAAAAACCCAGCAGUAGAUGUACACAGCAGUAACCAUGAGGAUUUAGGUUCCUGGUGUUUCCCUGCAAAUGAGAAAUCACGCUUUGUAUCAUUAUAAGGCAGGAGAAUGGGGUGGAAAGGGAUAAUAAGUCAGCCAUGAUGGGAUGACAGAGAAGACUUGAUGGGCUGAGUGGCCUAAUUCUGCUCCUAUGUCUUAUGGUCUUAUUAUCAAUCCACUACAAAUGAGUUGCCCAACCUCCGGCUGGAGUACAGUCCUGUUCUUAUUGGUGGCACUCAUAAGGAACAGGGUAGGAUUCAAGUAAAUUGGUAAAUCUGUUCAUUGUUGUCACAUGUACAAAGAUACAAUGGAAAAAUUGCCUUACAUUCUGUUCAUACAGAUCAAUUCAUUACACAGUGCAUUGAGGUAGAACAUGGGAAACAACAAUAGAAUGCAGAGUGAAGUGUUAACGGCCACAGAGGAAGUGCCGUACUGGGGAAACGUUUUGGAGCGAGGUCACAAUGAAGUAGUUUGUUUAUUAAACUAGGGGACUGCUCAAUAGUCUUAUAACAGCAGGGUAGAAACUGUACUUAAGCUGGUGAUAGAUGCUUUCAGGCUUUUGUAUUUUCACCUUGAUUAGGGGGAAUGUCCACGGUGGGUGGGGUCUUUGAACAUGCUGGCUGUUUCAUCAUGAGAGUGUGGUAUAGACAAAGUUCAUGGAGGGGAGGCUGGAGAGACUGAUAUAGCCAUUGAGUUGAGCUGACCAUCAACCACCCAUUUACAGUGAUUCUCAUUUAAUUGUCCCCAUAUUCUGUCACUCACCUUCCUACAAUGACUCAUCUAUGCAUGAGGGAGGAAAUCACAGCACAUGGAGGGAGCCCAUGUGGUCACAGGGAGAACGUGCACUGAAGGUCAGCGUUGAAGCCAGCUCACUGGCUCGAACGCAGCAUCUCUGCACCCCCAUGUCUUUCCCAGAAGGGUAAUCAGAUAAAACAGCCACAUCAAAGGGACUCAGGAUUCUAGGUUCAAGAUUGUUUAAUGUCGUUGCCAGUACACAAGUAUAACAGAAAACAGAAUGAUUGUUACUUCAGAUCCAAUACAGCACAAACAAAUCAACAAGAUGAAAACACAAUAAAUAUAUAUAAAUAGAUUUGUGAUGCUAGCCGCAGGAGUGUCUGUACAUAAGGUGACUGACAGGAAAUGAUAAAGUAGUGGUCGUGAGGAGUAUGGAGGGGUGGGUUAGUGGGUGGAGGUGUUGAUCAGCCUUACUGCUUGGGGAAAGUAACUGUUUUUGAGUCUGGUGGUUCUGGUGUGGUUGCUAUGUUGUCUCCUCCCUGAUGGGAGAGGGACAAACAGUCCUGAGCAGGGCGGGUGAGAUCCUUUAUGAUGUUACUGGCCCUUUUCUGGCACCUUUCUGUAUACAUGUCCUUGGUGGAUAGGCUGGUGUUGGUGAUGCUUUGGACAACUUUGACUACCUGUUGAAGAGCCUUCCUGUCCAUCACACUGAAGUUGUAUACCAUGCAGUAAUACAGCUUUUUAGGAUGCUCUCUACUUUGAAUCUGUAGAAUGAUGUGAGUAUAGAUGUGCAAAGUCCAGCUCUCCUCUACCUCCUCUGAAAGUAGAGACAUUGGUGAGCUUUCCUGAUAGUGUAGAAUGUGCUUUGCCUAUUGGGAAUAUGCUUUGGAAAGUGAGGUAACAGCUAGUCUUGAGAUAUUUUAUCUAUUAAUAAAAUGAGUUUUCAGAAAAUCCACAAGAUAAUGAACCUUGAUUGUGUGUUCUCUGGCUAGAAUGGGUUACAGCCUCAGAAUAGAGGGAUGUUCUUUUAGAACGGAGAUGAGGAGGAAUUUCUUUAGCCUGAGAGGUGAAUCUGUGGAAUUCUUUGCCACAGGCAGUUGUGGAGGCCAAGUCUUCUUAUAUAUUUAAGACAGAGAUUAAUAGAUUCUUGAUUGGGCAGGGCAUGAAGGGAUAUGGGGAGAAUGCAGGAGACUGUGGCUAAGAGGAAAAUUGGAUCAGCCAUAGUGAAAUGGUGGAGCAGACUCGAUGGGCCAAAUGGCCUAAUUCUGCUUCUAUGUCUUAUGGUCUUAUUACACCCUUGUGCCACCACUAUCAAAAUAAUAGUUGGAAUUCCAAUCACUUGGCCACAAUGAAGAUACUAAUAUCAGUUAAAAGUAAUAGACGUUGAGACCGGGAGGUUUUGUUAAUAAUAACCCCAGCACUGUGGCACUACCAGAGAGAUCCUUCCCACCUCCUCUGAGAUUUUACAGGAACACGAGUGAAGUAAGUGCGAUCCAAUUUCAAUCCCUGAUCUUCAUCGGCAUUUUUGAAUCUGCUUUGGUAACCUGGAGUUCUACUUCUGGUUACUCUAGCAACAUGUGUGGGAGUUGGUUUGACAAUGGCACCCUCCAAGUGCAGUUUGGUGGUUUGAUACCAAUGUUAAGGAUAGUGGUUGGAUGAGCUGUUGAAUGACUGGUCUUCAGAGAAUGGAUAUUUUCAGGCAUGGAAGGAAAAAGGAAGCAGAAGGUUCAAAAACAAGUUUUGCUUUCGCCUACUUUAUAAAGUAAAGUAUAAAGUAUAAAGUAUUUGCCGUUAAUAGAACACAGACCAGAACAGAACCAUACAGGCCCUUAUUCUUUGACAUCCUGAGUUGCCGGCCAUUGCAACAGUCCUCGUAAAAGUGGACAUUACUGCCAAGAGCUUUUGUCAAAUCAAAACUCCCCAUUCUUGUUUAUCCUCAAGAAACUAGCAGCAUUCAGCAGCUGAGGCUGACCGUGAGAGAUCCGGGUAAAGGGUCAGCUGCCCUUGUUUGGAGCAGCUUUCUGUGUAGACUGGUCCAUCAGUAACACAUGGAGCUUAACAAACUUUAACCUCAUUCCUUUUCACUAUGGUAAUAUUAAAAUAUUGUUAACAGGAUGUGUAUAAAAUUAUAUCAAUGAUAUAAUAUUAAUCUGAGUGUAAGGUUAGAAACACUUUUUAAAGGAAAGGUGGUGUCACAAGGAUUACUGUGACUGCUUCUCUGGUUAAAUGUUACAAGCCCCAAUGGAAUAUAUAUUUCUCCUUAAGCUCAUUACCCGUAUUGGGGCAUAGGCUGCCUACAGUAGCUUACCAGAGUCCUCUAUCCUGGGCCAGUCUUUCAAGUUGUCCAUCAAAGAUCCUUCCUCUCCCAGGGAUGAGGUCUUUGGAGCUCUGUUGGUGUUUUUGUAGCUCUGGGUUUUUGUGGGAUAGGGUUGCUAGUCCCAUGUCCAACCCUCCUUUUGCAGCCGGGUGUGGGCUGGCCACGGCGGAGUUGAUGGAAUACAUUACACCACGUUUUUGGACGCACAACACUGAACUGUGGUAUUAGCAAUGUAGUGAAGAAAGAAUUUUAAAUAGAGCACUUUGUGUAGAGAAGACUAUAACUGUUAGUGCUGCUAUAAAGGACUGUGGUCCCUCUGUGUGUGUGUGUGUGUGUGUGUGUGUGUGUGUGUGUGUGUGUGGUUUGCAAUAAUUUUAGAAAUAGAGCUUUUGUAGAUCUACUUAUAUAACAAGGCUCCUUUUACCUCAGUUUGGAAUAUGUACUGACCUCAAUAUUGUUGUGUUAGGAAGAGAAAGUAAAUAUAUUGAAUGUUAACCGAGUUUUAAGAACUAAUCUAAAGUUCUGGUAAUUCUGCUCAUGUUGCUGAGAGACACAACAGCCCUUACAGCACUCUCUCCUGAAUCCAACAAACAACUGCUAAACUCCCCUACAUGUAGCUUAUCACCAGUUCUUACAUACUUCUAUGCACGUGUGAAUUUUUAAAAACCGGUAUCUGCUCGGUGGAAUCUUCUUUCAAUGAAACAAAGUGGAGUGCAGUGCCCAGGGUGCUGGACAGGCAAAUACAUUUGAAAGAUUCUCAGAUAGGCACAUACUUACUUCACCCAUACUGGGACAUGGGCUGCCUGCUGACCUUAGCUUGGCAGAGUCCCCCAUCCUGGCCAGUCCUUCAAGCUGUCCCUAGGUGUAGCCCAUCAAAGACUCUCUUCUCCUAGGAAUGAGGUCUCUGGAGCUUCUAUAGUGCUGGGUUUGCACAACUCUCUUCCUUUUGCAGCAGGGCUUCGAUCUACCCAUGCUGUAGUUAGAUAGACACAUGGAUAUUAAAAAAAAACAGAGUUAUGGGCUGUGUAGGAGGGUUUUACUGAUCAUACUCCAUGACAUUACAAUUGUUGUAUCUGUGUCCUGAGCUGUUACCUGUAACAAUGUUGAGAGGACUACGCUCUAUAUCUAACCCCGCUUUAUAUCUAGCCUGGCCAUGUUUACAAGAGUCAUGAUCAUAUUGAGGCUUGGUCUGCCCCACCUUUCAAUAUGAUCGUGGUUAGUUUAUACUGGCCUCCUCAGCUCCUCUUCUGUGCCAGUUCCCCACAUCCCUCAAAUCCCCAUCUUUCAAGUUCAAAGUUCAUUGUCAUCUGAUUGUACAUAUAUAGAACCAAACAGAACAACGUUCCUCCAGACCACGGUGCACCCACAAAAAAUCACACACAGCUCAUAAACUGAAAUAUUACUAUAAGUAAGUUAAUAAAAUAGAAUAUAAUUUCUAUUUUGUUUACAGUUUAUUUAUUUAUUUAGAGAUGCAGCACGCAGCAGACCCUUCCAGCCCAAUGACCAGCAACCCACCUAUUUAAGCAUGAUAUUGUGCUGACCUCUAUAAAAUAGAGCUAUUUAUAAUGAGCGAUUGACCGGUAAGUCUUUGCACUGUGGAAGGGAACUCACAUGGUUACAGGGAGAGCAUGCAGACUCGUUAUAGCCGGUGCUGGAAUUGAAUUUUGAAUGUCCCACACUGUAAUUCCAUUGCGCUGACUGUUACACUGUGGUGGUGUGUAGCUUACCUAUCAGGUGACAUCAUAGAGAAAAGCAGGAAGAUCAGUAUGAAUACUCCACCAGAAUCAAAAUCAAGUUUUAUUAACAUUAAAAUACAUCUUACCAUUCGGUAAGAUCCUGGCUGAUCGUGUGCCUCAGUGCCACUUUCCUAAUCAACCUAAUAUCCAAAAAUCAGUCACUGUCCAGUAACCAGACUCUAAGAGACUCCACAGCCCUCUUUGGACAGAUUCACCAAUAGGUGAAGAAAUUUUUUCUCAUCUCUCCCCUGACAUGUAUGUACUUUGAUAAUAAAAUUUACUUUGAACAGCCAACCCCUCAUUUUGAGACAACUCCUGGCUUGUUAGUAGCAGAGGAUCCAGUGCCAAUGCCAAUGGUCACUGUCUCCUGGUCCAGAAAUGACCUGUUUACUCUUUAUUUUCUGUCAAUUCACAUCAAUCUAUCGCCCUCAAUAGCGUUGUAGUUUUAUUUAUGUGGCAGUUUAUUGAAGAUUUUGAAGGUCAAAGGACAUUUAUUAUCAAAGUAUGUACACCGCAUAUAACAUUGAGAUUCACCUUCUUGCAGGCAGCCACAAAACAACGAAGCACAGUAGAAUCCACGAAAAGCCCCACACAGCAAAGAUCGACAACGUCCAAUGUGCAAUAAAAAGUAAGCAGGCAACACACAGCACGCGAGCCACAGAAUCCAUGAGAGUGAGUCCACAGCCACACAGCCAGUUCAGCACUCAGGCGAGUGAAGCCAGCUCAAGAGCUCGAUGGCCACAGGCGACAGUUGUGGCCAAAUGCACAAGAUGUACUGCUAGUCCUGCAACUUAUAAUCUAAAAAUCUAGAGGACUUGUGUAAUAAAAUAUUCCUUUCAAACAUCCACAUUGAUUCUGCUUAGUCCUAUGACCUUACAGGUGCCCCGUCUCCACUUUAAUAUCAGGAGCUAGCAUCUUCCGCAUGACCGAUGCUGGUAGUACCUCUAUGGAAGGGGUUCCGAGCCUGGGAUACACAGGCAUCUCAGUUAACGGUAAGGUUCCUUCCAAACCUCUUCAGGAGAUUUUACAGAACUCACUCUGAAAUCGGAGAAGAUCUUGGGGUUGACUUACUAUAAGCCCAGCUCAGAAAUUUCCUGAGUCACCCUAUGCGAUUCAUUGCCACAGAGAGCUGUGGAGCCCAGGUCACUGUGGACAUUUAAAGUGGAGUGGAUUGGAGCUUGAUUAGUCAAGCCAGCAAAGGUUACAGGGAGAAGGCAGGAGAAUAGGGUUGAGAGGGAAAAUAAAUCAGUCAUGAUGGAGUGGCGGAGUAGUUUCAAUGGGCCGAAUGGCCUAAUUCUGCUGCUAUGUCUUAUGGUCUAAUAUCUUUCUGUCUGAAAUGCCAAUUCUCAAACAGCUGACAGAGUGAGUGAGACCAGCAAUGGUUUCCAAUAAUCACUAUAUUCAUUACGAAUGAUGCAACAUUUCAAAGUGGGGUUACAGGGAUUUAAUAAAUUCAAAGACACUCUCAGUGAAAUUGAUGAAUUUCACUGUUUUUUUUCUCCACAUCAUUUAAAGGAUGAACAAUGGUUAUCUGUCCCCAAAGUACAAGUAUAAUCAUAUAACUAGGGCCCCACUGUAGCGUAGCAGUGAGCACAAUGCUAUUACAGCUCCGGAUGUCAGACUUUGGAGUUCAAUUCUGGUGACACUGUAUACCCUUCUUGUGAAUGUGUGGGUGCUCCAGUGCCCACAGUCCAAAGACAAACCAGUUUGCAAGUUUAUUAGCCAUUGUACACUGUCCCGUGCUUUGGCAGGGGAUAAACAGGUGGGCUGCUGGAAGGGUCUGUUCCACACUGUAUCUCCAAAUAACAAUAACAUAAAUACUCUCAAAUUAAUAGAUACAUAGAGGUAUGUAAGACACAUAUCUAUAUUCAUAGGAUAUGCACAGAUAUUAAAUAGCCACCUUAGCUGAGGCUGUUGUCAUACACAGUCAACUCCAGGGAUCUACAGCACCCCUGGCCUUAUAAUCAGUCGAAAGCAUGUGCUGUUCUGAAGACAGUUAAUGCAAUAAUAACCAUAUGCAAUCAUAUCCCAUUCUACACUGAUAUAUGCAGAACAUGAACUAUUGAUACGUUAUCCUCCAGUAUUCUGAGUGUAAAGAGGCCACUUAGUUGUGUUGGCAAUG